UUGCUCCGUAUGUGGACGUCGCAGUGAGGGAGGGAGAUCUAGGGGGGGAAGUAGGAGCCGCCAUUUUGUCCGCCCGCUUGUGAUACCCGCGCUUCCAGCAUCUGAGCGGAGAGAAGAGGAUGGGUGAUCACUUCCAUCGAGGCGGAUACCCACCUGGACCUCCCCGAGACUACCGGAGGGACGGAGAAGGCCGAUAUUAUGGGCACCAUGCGGCAGAUCAUUUCGGUCCCCCAGGCGGAGGUUUCCCACCACCUCACAGACAAGAUCCAAUCAAACAAGAGAGAGACCUAUUCUUUGACAGGCGAUCCAUGGAUCCAGUGCCUCCGUUGCACAUGGCGCUAAAAAGUGAAUUAAAAGCGGAAGAGCCUGAACCUGGUCACAGGGGUCCCAGUGCCGGUGCUCCUCCUCAGUCCUUUCCGAAUCGCAAACGAUCAUUUGAUGACCGAAGCCGAGGGUUCUUUGAGCAUCGAGAGGACAGAAGAGGGCGGUCCCCGCAGGGUCGUGGUGGCGUUGUCGAUGAUGAGGAUGAUGUGUUUGAUGAAGAGUUUGUUGUCCUCGAUAACUAUAACAGCGACCUCCACUUCAAGCUGAGCAAAGACCGAACUACAGGUUUCCCACUCACCAUGGAGGGAUUCGCUUAUCUCUGGUCUGGAGCUCGGGCAACCCACGGGGUGAAUAAGGGACGUGUGUGCUUUGAGAUAAAGAUUAAGGAAGAAAUAGCUGUGGGACACCUUCCUGCUAGCGAGCCAGAUCCACAUGUCGUCCGUGUUGGUUGGUCCUUGGAUUCCUGUAGUACACAGUUAGGAGAAGAAAUGUAUUCUUAUGGCUAUGGGGGUACUGCAAAGAAAUCCACCAACAGCAAGUUUGAGAAUUAUGGAGAGACCUUUGCAGAGAACGACGUCAUCGGCUGCUUUAUUGACUUUGAAGUUCGUGGCGACAUAGAAAUAUCUUUCUCCAAGAAUGGGCGGUAUUUGGGCACAGCCUUCCGUGUCAGCAGGGGCGCUGUGGGUAACCAGGCCCUUUUUCCUCACGUGCUAGUAAAGAACUGCUGUGUAGAAUUUAAUUUUGGCCAAAUAGCUGAGCCUUUCUGCAGCUGUCCACCAGGGUUUACAUUUAUACAGCACGUGCCCCACUUUGAAAAGAUACGAGGAACAGAACCCCCUAAGAACAAAGGGGAAUGUGAGAUUUUAAUGAUGGUGGGUCUACCAGGAGCUGGCAAGACGACCUGGGCAAUGAAGCACUCAGCAGCAAACCCAGGAAAGAAAUAUAACAUCCUUGGAACCAAUGCCAUCAUGGAGAAGAUGAGGGUUAUGGGCCUUCGGAGGCAGCGUAACUAUGCCGGUCGUUGGGACGUCCUCAUUCAGCAAGCAACAAAGUGUUUAAAUCAGCUCAUCCAGAUUGCUGCCCGUAGAAAACGCAACUACAUUCUCGAUCAGACGAACGUCUAUGGCACAGCCCAGCGCAGAAAGAUGAGACCAUUUGAAGGCUUUCAUCGCAAGGGUAUUAUCAUCUGUCCUACAGAUGAGGAUCUCAAGGACCGUAUUGUAAAGCGCACAGAUGAGGAAGGGAAGGAUGUUCCUGAUCAUGCUGUGCUAGAAAUGAAAGCAAAUUUUAGUCUGCCAGAACCAGGGGACUUUUUGGAAGAGGUCAUCUUCAUAGAGUUGCAGAAGGAGGAGGCAGAGAAGCUGAUCCGCGAAUAUAAUGAUGAAGGAAAGAAGGCCGGGCAACCUCCAGAUAAGAAAUCCCGUGGUCGUGGUGGAGGACCCCCUGGUGGUGGAGGGGUCGGCAGAGGAGAUGCACCACGUGGUGAAUUUCAGCGAUUUGAUCGGGGCCCUCCUGGUGGUGGUCGAGGAGGGUUUCAAGGUCGAGGAGGAAACUCUGGUGGUGGAUACAGUAGAGGCGGCGGCCCUGGAGGUGGUGGUUCUUUUAAUCGUGGAGGGAACUCACAAAGCCGCUGGUCUAGUAGCUCGCAGGAUAAUGGUUCAGAACACAGAGGCGGCUAUGGUCCUGAUAGUCAAACUCACAACUACAGUCCUGCAGGCAACAGAGGCAGUGGUUUUGGUGGUGGGGCAGCAUCAAAUCUCUCUCCUCACAGUGCAUCUAGCAGCUACGGUCAAGGACAGUCAAACUUAGGACAAGGUGGUUACAGUGGUUCUGGAGGAUAUAACCAGGGUGGAAAUUAUGGACAGAGCGGAGGAAGUGGUGGCGGCUACAGCCAGGGAGGAGGAAGUGGUGGCGGCUACAGCCAGGGAGGGGGAAGUGGUGGCGGCUACAGCCAGGGGGGAGGAGGAGGUAGUGGUGGCUACAGCCAGGGAGGAGGAAGUGGUGGUGGUGGCUAUAGUCAGGGAGGAGGAAGUGGUGGUGGCUAUAGUCAGGGAGGAGGAAGUGGCGGUGGCUAUAGUCAGGGAGGAGGAAGUGGCGGUGGCUAUAGUCAGGGAGGAGGGAGUGGCGGUGGCUAUAGUCAGGAUGGAGGGAGUGGCGGUGGCUAUAGCCAAGGUGGAGGAAGUGGCGGUGGCUAUAGCCAAGGUGGAGGAAGUGGCGGUGGUGGCUACAGCCAGAGUGGCCCAGGUGGCUAUACCCAAGGUGGCAGUGGAGCUGGUAGUUACAGCCAGGGUUCUGGAAGCAGCAGUGGAUACAGUCAAGGUGGUGCUGGAGGUGGAUACAGCGGUCAAAGCUACAAUAACAGUCAAAGCUACAGUCAAGGAUAUAGCCAACCUCCACCCCCGAGCUCAUCAUCUUCUCAGUCAUCUUAUAGCCAGGGUGGCUAUGGUCAACAAUAUCAGCAACAAUAUGGAAGUCAACCGUGGAACCAGUAUCAAGGCCAAGGACAGGCACCAAACCCAAGUCCUGGCCAACCACAAGGUGGUUCGGGUCAGUGGAGCCAGUGGAACUUGGGAGCAGGCGGCAGCGGAUUUGACAAGCCUGGUAGAUACGGAGGGGCCCCAUGAGGUUCUACGGAAAAAUGACAUUUGUUUUGGUUUCAUGCCAGGACUGAUCGAGAUCCUCAACCACAUUGGAUUUACCUUCCUAGUUUUCUGAUUUCUGAAACAAAUUUGCAGACACAUUUGCCAGGUCUAAAGAACACUGGUUUGCUAGCACCAAGUACGAUAUACAUGUAUAUUUUACUGUGUCUGAACAAAGUGACAUAAGUGAAUAUUAUUCCUUUUAGCUAGAUAUUGUCCAUUUAAGUCGUUUCUCUGGAAAAAAAGAUUUAAUUAGACCGACCCCCUCUCUCCAGCUUGUACUCUAUGCCAUGUAACCAUGCACCGCCCAUAUUCUUCUGACUGCUCCCUUUUAAGUUUUUAAUGUUUGUUUUAUUUUAUUUUUUUACCCUUUUUAUUUGAUUCUAUGGAUACCUCCGCCUGUCUGCAUGGAUCCCUUCGAGUUGCCUGUAUCAUAGGCUUUUUUUUCCCUUUUUUUUGUUUAAAAGGUCUGUUAUUUUAUUGUAGAACAUUAAUGUUUUAUGGAUUUAAUUGACAUUCUUUACAUAGUGGCUGAACCUGCCAUGUUCCUUUCUGUCCGUUUCAUUGCACAUUACUGUGUUAAGACAUUUGUAAUUUUUUAUUUUAUUUGGAUGGGAGUGAGUAUUGAAUUUUGAAAAAAAAACAAAAAACUGAGAAAUGUUGUUCUGUCAU
Messenger RNA from Hyla sarda, 3635 nucleotides. It is a transcript of the gene HNRNPUL1, whose product is annotated as heterogeneous nuclear ribonucleoprotein U like 1. Gene Ontology annotation, molecular function: protein binding. The record is from RefSeq and is a predicted model, not a curated record. The coding region runs from base 120 to 2948 and encodes 942 amino acids. NCBI's taxonomy places the organism in Eukaryota, Metazoa, Chordata, Amphibia, Anura, Hylidae. The transcript has 15 exons.